Messenger RNA from Penaeus indicus, 2687 nucleotides. RefSeq lists its product as uncharacterized. Gene Ontology annotation, molecular function: neurotransmitter receptor activity; extracellular ligand-gated monoatomic ion channel activity; transmembrane signaling receptor activity. Bases 96 to 2573 code for a protein of 825 amino acids. Gene Ontology annotation, cellular component: synapse; plasma membrane; neuron projection. NCBI's taxonomy places the organism in Eukaryota, Metazoa, Arthropoda, Malacostraca, Decapoda, Penaeidae. The record is from RefSeq and is a predicted model, not a curated record. The transcript has 6 exons. Gene Ontology annotation, biological process: monoatomic ion transmembrane transport; chemical synaptic transmission; nervous system process.
GACGUCUUCCAGGGACCUUCACUCAGCUUGAAGAAAGCAGAGAGUAAUAUCCGUCUCUCUCUCUCUCUCUCUCCAACGCCGUUUCUCUCUCAACGAUGCUCUGUUGCAAGACAUCGGCGCUGGUGAUGCUUGUCAUGACGUCAUCACUUCAUCUCUCCGCCUCCGAGAUGAAUCAGAACGCCAGCAUCGAGGAGAGAAUCACGCAGCUUCUCUCCCCCCUUGAGCACGCCUUCGCCAACCGAAGUGGGUCUCAGACAUCAGCUUCCAGUCGCGUUCAUGUGUCGGGUUCCUCCGUUUCGAAUGAGGGGAUUGUUAUAGCCGUCGGCUUCCUCAACCCCGGAGCUUCUUCUGUCCAGUCUGUAAUGCAGUGGAAGCCUGAAGUCCCCGUUUUAUCUGACAUCACGAUUCAGUUCUGGUUCAGGCUGCAACAUACUUCGGCCGAUGUCAAUGUAAUUAUGAAUUACUUCAAAGAAAACGAUGAUAUUUGCCUGUAUCACGACAGAGAAAAUAAAGAGGUAAUUCUAGAUGCUCAAGCCUACAAAAUAUCGGCGAAGGUUGAUGUACCUCCUUAUACUUGGACACACUUUCUCGUCACCCUCGGUCUGGUCUCCGCUGAAUACUACGUCCAGAUGAAUGGUCGGAAAUUGGCCAGUAGAUUGGAAGUGAACAACAAGACCAAGGAAAGGAAACCGGCUGGUGGUGGAGGCGUCCUUCUGCUCGGCCGGAAGCAAGGGAGUCAAGACGAUCAGAGUUCUUCCCUUGAAAUAGCCGAAUUUUGCAUUUUUCCCACGCUGCUGUCAGAAUCCGGCGAUAUUUUAGACUGCGGUGUCAAUGGAGGUGGAAGGGCUUCGGCUAUAGUUACAACAAACAGAAUAAUAGACUGGUUUAUACAAGGUGACAUUAGGAUUUUCAGUGUUUCAAGACGACAGCUGCUUCGUAAUUUAGAAGGCCCAGAGUCCUCGUUCCUAGAAAAUAGUCUGUCUGAAGAAAACUUGUGUCUAAUUUUCGGUCUCUCAAUGACAGACAAAAGUGGAGUAGAGAAAAAUAUCAUGAACAAAAAGGCAUCACCUAAUCUUAAAUGUCUCCCGUCACACAACGCUCUACAAAUUUAUGGACUAUGCAAGGUAUCACAUUUAGACCGAGAGCUUUAUAUUCAGGGUAUGUUUAACCAGAAACCCGAGUUUCACGGCGCCUACACCAAGUUAUGGUGGGACAACGCCACUUGGACCUUGACCAGCCGCCUCGUGCCGCAACUAGAGGCAAAGAUGGUACAAAAUAAUCCGGACAACCUCCCUAUGGGCCUCCGUCAGUGGCGCAUCUCAGGUGACGGAUGCCCUGCUGGGGAAGUGGACUUGCUACUCACAAUGUGUGCAGAGGAAAGCUUCACUUGCAACGACGGAACCUGCGUCGACAUGAGCCAGCGCUGCGACCUCCGCGCCCACUGCGACGACGGCAGCGACGAGAUGGAAUGCGACAAAGUGUUCGUGGGAAGCGACUACGAGAAGACGCUUCCUCCGCCGCCGCCGGAGACCGAGGACGUCCUCAAUGUCACGCUCUCUUUGGUCACUCACGCUGUUCACGAUUUGGAUUUACUUGCUCAAACGGUCAGAUUGGAUGUUCUGUUGAUAUCACAGUGGGAAGAUGCCAGGCUUCAAUAUGCUGACCUCCAUUCUGAACAAUUUAGAAAUGAGAUUCAAGACCCAGACCGUCUGUGGCAGCCACGCUUCACGGUCACCGAUGACACUGGCAGUCGUGUGAGAAUAGAGGAACGAGGGUCUUCCCUGAGGGUGCUGCGAGGCUCGAGCCCUCUGCCGAGAGAAAACAUUCGUGCUCUCAAAGCAACUGUUUAUCCGGGAAAGGGGAACGUCUUGUUUCUACGGCAAGAGUUAAGCAUUGCGUUCCAGUGCCAGUUUGACCUUCGGUGGUUCCCCUUCGACGUCCAAAGAUGUUCUAUCAACUUGAGGUUUGCUGCCAUGGAGUCCAAACUGCUCAGAAUGCUGGGAACAAAGGCCAAGUAUCUUGGACAAACGAAACUCCACGAGUAUAAGGUUGAAUUUAUAGAUAUGACGGAAGAAAAGCAAGAAAAUGGUCAAAGGGUCACCCUGUGCCUGACGAAUUUGUUCGUCUAUUAUCUGGUCAACUCUUACUUACCAAGUUUCCUCCUGGUCAUCAUCAGUUACUCCACCUUCUACUUUCCUCUCGAAGGCUUCAAUGAGCGCAUCAUGGCCAACAUAACGGCCAUGUUGGUGUUAGUCGCCCUCUUCCAGCAACCCUGCAGCACCAUCCUCAAGACAACAUACCUGAAACUGAUCGACGUCUGGUACAUGAUCUGUAUCGUCGUCGACUUCAUCAUGGUCAUUUUACUUGUCAUCAUCGACUACAUCCGUAACACCGGUGACGGCGUUACCAAAAUCUUCCCGGCUUCGGCAGGCGUGAAGCCCCUCUUCGCUGUGGAAAAUUGGCCUAAUGCGCGGAAAUUUAACACGAUCGCCAAAGUGAUGCUGCCUCUCCUGUUCCUGCUUCUCUUCGGGGUCUACGGAUUCUUCUCGACCAUUCAGUAUGCCACCGGAUGAGAGGAUGACUUUGUACUUGGACAUGGCGAUGACGACGGGACUACACGGCAGACACUAAUGACUCACCUUCGUAUUUCGAUCAAGUAGCAUAUUACGACACAAUUAUGUAAGGUU